This is a messenger RNA of Neltuma alba, 2333 nucleotides long. Its product is annotated as queuine tRNA-ribosyltransferase catalytic subunit 1. The transcript is spliced from 15 exons. Gene Ontology annotation, cellular component: cytosol. The coding region runs from base 653 to 1813 and encodes 386 amino acids. The record is from RefSeq and is a predicted model, not a curated record. NCBI's taxonomy places the organism in Eukaryota, Viridiplantae, Streptophyta, Magnoliopsida, Fabales, Fabaceae. Gene Ontology annotation, molecular function: tRNA-guanosine(34) queuine transglycosylase activity.
AGAAUUAGUAAGUUUUACUUCGAGGGGAGGCGGGCUGCCGCGCUCGCCGUCACGCUAACGACUAACAAGAAAAAAGCGCGUCCGGCCACCUCUUUCACUUCAAAAUUUCAUUUCAGAGCCUUAACCUCUAAGCCACCCCAGCCUUUUGCUUCUCCUUUGCCACCCCACCCUCUCCUCAGUUCUCCGUCUCCAUAUCUUUUCCGGGCGUUUACCUGGCGUUUACUCUCAUCACUACUCCCAUAUACAAGGUAAAUUAUCAGCUACUUCAUAUUUAUCUCCUGCUUCCUGGUCGGGAUAACUUUGGGACUGCCGUGCUUCGCGUCAAAGUAAACGACCAUACCAUCUCAUGGCGCUUCGUUUUGAGUGUGGACGACGUCUGGUUCAGUUGUCUCCUGACGGCUGAAAAGCACUUCUGCAUUGCAUUCAUCAGCUCAUAAAUAUUUCUUGCGAUGCUCUGAACUGUAGUUGCUUAUUAUUAUUUGGAUGAAAUCAUUUUUCUUAAAUAUCUCAAGAGCGUGUUCUUGUGUCUAUCGUGCCGAACGCGCUAAACAAUCUGCUGCUUUGUUUCCUAUCUUAGAUUCUUGGCAGGUUCAACCGGGCUCGUGCAGCUCGAUUGACACUCCCCCACUAUGUGUGCCAGACGCCUUUAUUCAUGCCAGUGGGCACACAAGGAACGAUAAAAGGACUGACAACAAACCAGCUCGAGGAGAUUGGUUGUCAAAUAAUACUUGGAAAUACUUACCACUUGGCGCUUCGACCAACUUCUGAGCUUCUUGAUGAAGCUGGCGGUCUUCAUAAAUUUAUGAACUGGCCAAGGGCCCUACUUACAGACUCUGGUGGCUUUCAAAUGGUGUCACUAUUGCAUCUUGCUGAUAUCACUGAAAAAGGUGUGACAUUUCAGUCACCAGUUGAUGGAAAACCAAUGCUCCUCACCCCUGAAGAGUCUAUUCAGAUCCAAAACAGAAUUGGAGCAGAUAUUAUUAUGGCUCUUGAUGAUGUUGUUAGGACCACUAUUACUGGUCCACGAAUAGAGGAAGCCAUGUAUCGCACACUCCGAUGGAUAGACAGAUGCAUAGCAGCACACAAGAGACCACAUGAGCAGAACUUGUUUGGUAUCGUACAAGGUGGUUUAGAUCCUGUGUUGAGGGAUAUAUGUGUCGGAGGCUUGGUGGAUCGCAAUUUACCAGGCUAUGCUAUUGGUGGUCUUGCUGGUGGUGAAGAUAAAGAUUCAUUUUGGCGUGUUGUUGCUCAGUGCACUGCUGCUUUGCCAGAAGAUAAACCACGAUAUGUUAUGGGAGUUGGUUAUCCACUUGAUAUAGUUGUUUGCAGUGCUUUGGGUGCCGACAUGUAUGACUGCGUCUAUCCUACCCGUACUGCACGCUUUGGCACCGCUCUUGUUCCUGAGGGUGUACUGAAACUUAAACAUAGAGCAAUGGCUGAUGACACUCGUCCCAUCGAUCCUUCCUGCUCUUGUAUGGUGUGCAAGAACUACACCAGGGCUUACAUCCAUUGUCUUGUGACAAAAGAUGCUAUGGGAUCUCAGCUUCUGUCAUAUCAUAAUUUGUAUUACAUUAUGCAGCUCAGCAGGGACCUACACUCAUCAAUAAUCGAGGGAAGGUUGCCAAAGUUUGUAUGUGACUUUCUACAUAAUAUGUUCCCGGAAGGUGAUGUUCCGGAAUGGGUCUGCAAUGCUAUGGAGGUGGCUGGAAUUAACAUUUCUUCCUGCUGCGCUCCGUUCUCAUCAUACCAAGAACACAAUUCCGAAAAUUGUUUUAGGGAGGAAGAGAUGGAAAUGAACUCGGGCAGGCUUUGAGGUGGAAAAGGUCCGGGCGGACGGUAUACAAAUUUUUCCUUUUCGAGAGAAAAAAUAUAAUUCUCGAUAAUUAUACUUAGAGUUCUACUUCUGGAGAGAUUGAGCAUUUUUACUAUUUGAGAUAUUUCCAUAUGUUAAAAUUUAUAAUUUGUCAUAAAUUUUAUAAUUAAUUAUUUUUAAAACUUGGGAAUGUCAAAUUUUACCGUAUGAUGAAAAUGCUCAAUCUUUUGAGAGGCAGAGUUUUCUAUAGUGACCUUGUAAUUACUGGCAGCAUAAAUUUUGUAACCUUUCUUAUGCUGCCUCGGGAUUAUGCGUACAAUCAAUACUUUGCCCCUUUUUUGGUUUUACUCAUGUUUUACGCAUUACAAUGGGCGAAAACAAUCAUUCUCUUGUGCUGCAGCCAAAGACUCUGGUGUUGUCAUGUCAGGUUAAUGGAAUUAUAGCAUAUGCGUAAUUUCGGGGACCCACUGUUUCUUAUAUGUUUAUUUGUUAUAACCAGUUUUGGUUUAUCACGUUUAAA